AUGCCUACUCAACUCCUCCCUAACCAAAUAAACAUACCCAAGUUCAAGCAUUUGAUCAUUUAUACUGGUAAUAUCAUGCGCACAACUACUUGUGCGCUAAAAUCAUGGAAUAAAAAAUCUAGUUCAGAGUUACUAUACGCCAUUUCAGAUACCUUAUCCACUUCUCUAACCUCAUCAAGCAUGCCUUCUUUUCACUAUUCUCCUCUAUCAAACACACUAGAAAUACCUGAUAUACGACAGACUAGUCGUAUCCACCCUGAUGACAGAGAUAAUGUCGAGGUUACAGCCAAAUUAUUCUAUUUGAAGCAUGACGAUCAAUCCUUGAUAUCCUACAUUGACGCAUCCAUUCACCAUCUUGAGCAAUUGCUAGGCGUAGCUUCAAUUGAUACAUUUGUUGUAUCCUUUGCGGAUAAUGAAAGUUGUGUUGAAAAAACUUGGAAAGAUUUGGAGGCUUAUCACCAAGAUGGAAGAAUCAGAAAGCUAGGUGUUUCUGAUUUUGAUACAGCAAGACUGAAAGCACUUUACGAUAACCCAUCAUUAACGGUGAAACCUUCUUUGAAUCAAGUCAAUAUCGAAAAUUGUUGCUCUAAUCAAAAGGAGUUGAUUGAACUGGGUAAGCAAUAUGGUGUUGAGAUGACGUUUAAUGUGGAUACAGCAGAUAUCUUAACAACUGAAUCACUAUCUGACAUUUCAAGUAAGCAUGGCGUAACCCAAGAAGGCACUACAAUCAAGCCUUGUUGGGUAAUGAAGUAUCAUGUGUUCACAAAGAGGACAAGUGUUGUAAUGGAUAAAGGUUACAUUAUUGCUGGAGAGACUGAAUAA
Molecule: messenger RNA, 822 nt
Organism: Rhizopus microsporus ATCC 52813
Lineage: Eukaryota; Fungi; Mucoromycota; Mucoromycetes; Mucorales; Rhizopodaceae
Exons: 5
Coding region: 1-822 (273 amino acids)
Biological process (GO): glutathione biosynthetic process
Cellular component (GO): glutamate-cysteine ligase complex
Molecular function (GO): enzyme regulator activity; glutamate-cysteine ligase catalytic subunit binding
Source: RefSeq, a predicted model, not a curated record